AUGAAGAGCCAGUUAAUUUUUCUUUUCACGGCUCUACUGGGGCUGGUAGCGGCUGGAAAACAUGAUAUAUAUGCCAGAAAUUCCGUCCACGGGAUCAAACUUCGGGAUAGAUCAGAACACCAGUUACUUGGCGACUUAAUAUCAACACUAGAUGUGGACAUCUGGCAAUAUGGCGAGCCCGAAGUACGAGACGCUUUGGUGAUGCUCACACCUGCAAACAGGGAGACAUUUUUAGCAGCCAUGGACGAUAAAGGAGUUGAGCAUUACGUGAAAAUGGCUAAUGUCACCAAAGCUCUUGAAGAGGAAGAAAAACGACUACUCAAAUCGAGCAGACAAAGCGACCAGGAAUUGAUCUUUCAAAAGUACCCGCGUUAUGCAGAGAUUGACGAAUACCUGGAGUCUAUAGCUGCUCAAUACCCAGACAUAGUGACGUUAGUUAACGUUGGAAAGAGUUUUGAAGGGCGCGAUAUCAAGUAUCUAAAGAUCUCGACCACAAAUUUCAUGGAUACCAGCAAGCCCAUUUAUUUCAUGGAUGCGUCAAUGCACGCUCGUGAAUGGGUCACCACACCAGUGACGUUAUACUCCAUCUACAGACUGGUGGAAAACCUGAGAACUGAGGACAAUGAUCUGCUUACUGAUAUCGACUGGAUCAUCCUGCCUCUUGUUAACCCUGACGGUUACGAAUAUACACACACGCAUGAACGUCUGUGGCGCAAAACAAGAUCCAUCAACCCAACCACCGAUACCUGCAUAGGAGUUGACGCGAACAGAAAUUUUGAUGUUGCGUUCAACACUGUUGGGGUUUCUUCGAACCCUUGUGCGAUGACUUAUCCAGGAUGGGAGCCUUUCUCUGAAGUGGAGACCAGAUACGUUAGAGAUAUUUUGUUUGAGCAUUUGGACAGGAUUCAAAUAUACAUGAAUAUACACAGUCACGGAAACUGGCUCCUCUUCGCGUACGGUGACCAAACGCUGCCUCCUAACGCAGCUCAAAUUCACCAGGUCGCCGCAGCAACGGGAGCAGCGAUAGACGCUGUCAAGCUUCCUCAGGCUGGUUUUUACAGAGUUGGUAAUAGUGCUAUGCUGUUGUAUGGGUCUUCUGGAAGCGCACAAGAUUAUGGUCAGCUGGUUGGUGUCCCGUUCUCAUACACCCUUGAGCUGCCAGGAUACGGUUAUGGGUUUCUAGUUCCCGAAGAUUACAUCGAUCAGAUCAACACGGAGACCUGGCUGGGUAUUGCCGUAUCUGCUAGACUCUCCAGGGCUUAUUAUUGGGCGAGAAUCAAUGCAAAUGCAUGA
Molecule: messenger RNA, 1293 nt
Organism: Arctia plantaginis
Lineage: Eukaryota; Metazoa; Arthropoda; Insecta; Lepidoptera; Erebidae
Source: the annotation of a GenBank genome assembly